AUGCUGCGCUGCUGCCGCCGCGCUCUGGAGGGCAACAAACAGCUCUCGCCCGAGUACCUGGUCCGGUCCCUCAAGGAACACGGCACCAGCGCCUUCUUUGGGAUGCCCGACUACUACUUGUGCCCCCUCACCUCGUACCUGGCUGAUAGCACGGCAGCGGGCGAGUACGUGAUGGCGACCAACUGCGGCAACGCCAUGGCGAUGGCGGCCGGUUACUACCUGUCCACCCUGCGCACCCCAUGCGUGUUCAUGCAGAACAGCGGGAUAGGGGACUCCAUGAACCCCUUGCUGACCCUUUUCAACCAGGAUGCCUACCGCAUGCCAUGCUUGAUGCUCAUCAGCUGGCGCGGUAAGCUCGACACCGCGGACGAGCAGGUGAAGCCGGGGCUGGUUGCACAGGGCCGACUGACGGAACACUGUUUGGCCGCCGUCGGCGUUCCGUACGCGAUCAUGGGGAACAGCCUCGAUGUUGCAAUGAACUGGGACGUGACAAUGGACAAGGCGUACCACCACUUGGCCUCCGAGAAGACACCGUUCGCGGUGCUGCUGGAGCCCGGAACUCUGGCGCCGUACACGCAGCGACGUCCAGACGCGGACGCGCUUCCCACGGCGCCACUUGACCAUGACGCGGUCGCCAAUCAAGUGUGUCGCCAGUUCAAUGCAACGGACGCGUUCGUGUGCAGCUGCGGGAGCGUGCAGGAGUCUCUGCGCCGCGCGCGGGCGACGGUUUCCGGCGACACAGCCGCGCAGGACCUUCUGCUGGCAGACUCGCCGGGUCACGCGGCAGGCGUGGCGACGGGUAUUGCCUUGUCGCGACCGUCGCUGCAGGUCGUCUGCAUCGAGGGCGACGGGGCGGCCCUUGUACACCUUAACGCGAUGGCGACGAACGGUGGCCUCAAAGCGAUGAGGGACGUCACCACCGGUGCUGGACUGCUGCAGAACUUCAAGCAUAUCGUGGUUAACGAUGGCUGUUACUCGAUGGAGGGCGGCCAUACCACGGCGGCCUUUGAUGCCUCGCUGACGGGCGUGGCCAAGGCCUGCGGGUACUUUGCCGUGCGCGAGGAACCUGUGAUCGAGCUUGGUGAUCUUGUCGCUUCUUUGGCUGAGCUGCGUCAGUGCGACGGGCCAGCCUUUGUGGAGGUGGUGGUGAGCAAGACGAGGACCUCGUCUGCUGAGGGGAAGGUGCGUCGAAAUCUGCAGGCGGAGAAGCUUCGCUUUUCCGAAUUCUUGAAUCGACCUAAUGCGUAA
Leishmania mexicana MHOM/GT/2001/U1103 is the source of this 1248-nucleotide messenger RNA. Its product is annotated as phosphonopyruvate decarboxylase-like protein. Gene Ontology annotation, molecular function: catalytic activity; thiamine pyrophosphate binding. NCBI's taxonomy places the organism in Eukaryota, Euglenozoa, Kinetoplastea, Trypanosomatida, Trypanosomatidae. The record is from RefSeq and is a predicted model, not a curated record. The transcript has a single exon. The coding region runs from base 1 to 1248 and encodes 415 amino acids.